GCAGAUGUUAUAGGGGCCACAGCCAAAUGCUUAAGCAUUCCAAUGAAGACGUCAAAGAACGAGUCUCAUACUGAUCGUGUUGUCAUCGUUGCAAACUAAGUGCGCUACAAAUUACCCCCAAAAACUAAAAGGGGGAACUAGAACAAACGUAUUGCAGGAACCGAUACCUAGCCUGUAGUUUUGCAAAUAUGAGAAAUCAUAUGACUGACACUCACCGUGAGUAAUCAAACAAUUUCACAUCACACAGGGCGUCCCAAAAGAAGUCAACAAGGAAGGGGGGCAUUAUAAAUAGGCCUAGUCAUUGUCUCUCUCAGAGCAGCAGUAAGACACACGCAACAUCCUGACCAAACUAGGACAAACUAGGACACUAAAGCAAAAAGGUUUGCCGGAGAGCUGUGGGAAAAAAGGUGAUAGACAUUCAUCACUGAAAACAAACUAUGGAUGUCCACAAGCCUAAAGACAAAAACAAUGGCGUGUGGCUGAUCUUUUUCAUGCUGGGUUUAGGAACUCUCCUGCCAUGGAGCUUCUUCAUGACAGCCACCAUGUAUUUUACCAGCCGUCUCAGAGACCCCACCCAAAUAUCAACCGACAAACCCUACGACCGUAGUCCUACGGAGGCCAGUUACAAUAACGUAUCGACACUUUGUGCCAUGGUGCCUUUACUGAUCUUCACCUGUCUCAACUCAGUCCUGCAUCACAGGAUUCCUCAAAAGUUCCGGAUCAUGGGCAGCCUGGCGGUGAUUUUGGUGCUGUUUCUUAUCACGGCCAUCGCGGUGAAAAUAGACAUGGCCGCGGGCCCUUUCUUCACAUUAACCAUGAUCAAGAUUGUUAUCAUAAACUCCUUUGGAGCUAUCCUGCAGGGCAGUCUGUUUGGCAUGGCAGGCCUUCUUCCCGCCAAAUACACCACACCCAUAAUGAGUGGGCAAGGCCUGGCGGGCACGUUCGCUGCCUUCUCCAUGAUCUGUGCUAUCGCAAAUGGUGAUGGUGUGAAUGGUGAUGGUGUGAAUGGUGAUGGUGUGAAUGGUGAUGGUGAGUUCUAUCGAUAUUACAACAAGAGACAAAGUGGAAACAGGCUUAGUGACGAGGUGAACAGGCUGGACGAAAAUGCUGCAGCGACUACACCAGUUCUCAAACAAGGAGAAGAGCAACAAACCGUGUCCAUGUUGACCAUCUUCAAGAAGAUCUGGGUCCCGGCUCUCUCUGUGUGCUUUGCCUUCACCGUCACCAUCGGUGUCUACCCUGCCGUCACGGUGGAUGUCAAGUCUACCGUCGCUAAUGGAGGCGCCUGGGAGAUGUACUUCAUCCCUGUGUGCUGUUUCCUGCUCUUUAACCUGAGCGACUGGGCCGGGAGAAGCCUCACUGCUGUGUGCACGUGGCCUGGGAAGGACAGCAAACUGGUGCCCAUUUUUAUGGUAGCCCGUGUGAUCUUUGUGCCUCUCUUCAUGCUGUGCAACGUUCAGCCCCGCUACAACCUGCCUGUCGUCUUUCCACACGACGCCUGGUUCAUCGUCUUCAUGAUCCUCUUCGCCUUCUCCAGCGGAUACCUGGCCAGCCUCUGCAUGUGCUUCGGGCCCAAAUUAGUUGCUCCUCAUGAGGCAGAGACUGCUGGUGCCAUCAUGGCAUUCUUCCUGUCCCUGGGUUUGGCUCUGGGAGCAUCCUUCUCAUUCCUCUUCAGAGCCAUAGUCUAAAAUAGCCCGAUGUGGGGAGCAUGCAUAACCCAAACAUAACUAACAUAACUAACAGUUUUUCUAAAUGCUACAAUGACUGUUGUUGCAAACUGCCACGUCUCUGUUCAUUUUGAAACGUUAGGCCACACCCUCGCGUUCCUUACACUGACACUUAGUCUUUUCUUACUAGCACAGACUUUGCUGACAGCUGCUGUGACUGUGGUAUGGUUGUCUCACCUAGCUACCUGUAGAUGAAUGCACUAACUGACUGUGAUAUGUGGUUUUCUCACCUAGCUACCUGAAGAUGAAUGCACUAACUGACUGAUAUGUGGUUGUCUCACCUAGCUACCUUAAGAUGAAUGUACUAACUGACUGGAAUAUGUGGUUGUCUCACCUAACUACCUUAACAUGAAUGUUACUAACUGACUGGGAUAUGUGGUUGUCUCACCUAACUAUCUUAAGACGAAUGCACUGACUGUGAUAUGUGGUUGUCUCACCUAGCUAUCUUAAGAUGAAUGU
This is a messenger RNA of Oncorhynchus mykiss (rainbow trout), 2186 nucleotides long. Lineage: Eukaryota; Metazoa; Chordata; Actinopteri; Salmoniformes; Salmonidae. The record is from RefSeq and is a predicted model, not a curated record.